Messenger RNA from Phaeoacremonium minimum UCRPA7, 828 nucleotides. RefSeq names its product putative ribonucleotide reductase inhibitor protein. Gene Ontology annotation, cellular component: nucleus; cytoplasm. NCBI's taxonomy places the organism in Eukaryota, Fungi, Ascomycota, Sordariomycetes, Togniniales, Togniniaceae. Gene Ontology annotation, molecular function: ribonucleoside-diphosphate reductase inhibitor activity. The transcript has a single exon. The record is from RefSeq and is a predicted model, not a curated record. The coding region runs from base 1 to 828 and encodes 275 amino acids.
AUGUCCGGACCUCGAGCCAAGCGUCAAUUUGCGGGCGCGGCCAGCGACCCUGCACAGAGGCAGAUCACCUCCUUCUUCAACCAGGGCCCGGCCUCAACGUCAUCGUCAUAUCCCACUAUCAGAGCUCCCGCUCUCCCUGCCAAUGUCCAGUCAAACCUUCUAAGUGUUGGCAUGCGAAUCCGCAAGUCUGUGCCCGAGGGCUACAAAACCGGCACCGACUUCAGCGGCUUCUCGCUCUGGGCCGACUCCGAUGUCACCAACCGGCCGGUCCCUGCUGUUCCUGCUGCGCGGCUAGAGACGAGGAGAGAACUUCUGCCCUUCUGCGGCAUCAACAAGGUCGGCGGCCUCGCGAGCCAGCCGGCCUUUGACCUGCCCCCGCUGCCGGACAAUGUCUUCACCACGCCGGCCAUGGAUGACCUCCCCUCGCUCACGAGCAGCCAGGAGUCAGUAGAGAGCAAUGCAUCGCUCCCCGGGCCAAUGGCCAUGGCUACGAGUGGCCCGUCUGCGACGAACCGGAAACGUGUUUUCGCCGAGGACGAUGCCAGCGACAUGCCUGCUGUGUCGGACCGGCUCCAGGUGUUCCGCAACGACUGGUUAGAUGGCGAGGUUAGUCCACGAAGCCUCGCGCCGGUGGGUUGGGAGAAUGCACGCGUGAUGGCCAUGCCGCGACGGCGAUCCGGGCGUAAGAACGGCGGAGCUGUUGCUGGUACCGGAGCGGUGCCUCUUGCGAGCCUAGGGCAGGAGAACAUGGCGCUGGAUGACUUCGACGACGCCGAAUUUCUCGACUACCAAGUAUGGGGAGGAGAUAUGGAUAUGAGUGAAGCAUGA